UUUUUCAAUGUCAUCAUCUCCUCGCUCGUGAGCAGCUAGGGUUUUAUAUUUCACAGACAAUUCAAUCGUUGCUUACACUCUCUGAGGCAUAGCCAUGGAGACCUCACUAUCUCUGCUCUCAUCAACCUCUUCAUGUUGGAGCAACGUAGUGAAGAGCCAACCGCCACCAGAAAACAAGCAAAACCCCAAGGCGACAAAUCAACUAUUCGUCGAAAGCUGCAAUUCCACGAAGGGCAUUUCGAUUGCAGUAAUUGAUGCAAAUGCCGUGAUCGAGGGCGGAGAUAAACUCCAUAACUUGGCCGACAGGUUUGUUACCGUUCCUGAAGUUCUGGCUGAGAUUCGCGACCCCAUCUCCCGCCACCGCCUCUCUUUUGUUCCCUUCAGCAUCGACUCCAUGGAGCCUACCCCCGAAGCUCUCAACAAAGUUGUCAAAUUUGCAAGGGCAACUGGUGACUUACAGACCCUGUCAGAUGUUGACCUCAAACUCAUUGCCCUAACUUACACGUUAGAGGCACAGAUCCGUGGAACCAAAUAUGUUAGGGAUGCUCCUCCUCCUAUCCAUACAGUCAAUGUGAAGAGGCUUCCUGAGAAGGACUUGCCUGGGUGGGGUUCUAAUGUUCCUAAUUUGGAAGAAUGGGAGGCAUUAGAACAGGAAGCUGGGGAUGGAUCAAACACACAUUCAAGGAUCCUUCCUUUGAAAGAGAUGAGUUUGAAUGUUAUCCCUGGACAUGAUCAAUCUGAAGAUGGUUCUUCUGUUGCUGAAAGUGAAGCACAUGCUGGGAAACGUGAAUUUACUGAACAAGAUUUGAGGAAACAUAGGAGAUAUCCAAAGAAGAAAACAGAGAUAAGUAUUGAUGGGAAGAAGAUGGUUGCUGAUGGAAUUGAUGCGUCUCAGGGACAGACUGACAAUGAUGCCACCGAUUGGAUGCCUGCUGUCAGUCGAAGUACUCAUCGUAGAUAUCUUAGAAGGAAAGCUAGACGUGAAUAUUAUGAGGCAUUAUCCGAAAAAGAUAGUCAGCAAGAUCUGGAUAAAAAUAUGGAUAACAGCAAUACUAAUGAAACUAAUAUCCCAGAUCCACAUCAAAAUUCUGAGGGAGUAAAUGCUGAAAAUGAGAUUUCUGAGGAUGAUGAGGCGAAAAAUGAUGAGGACAAUCUCACUUCAACCCUAAAGCAAAUGAGGCUAGAAGAAGGUUCGAUGAACCUUCUUCAAGAAGGGAAAGACAAGGACGGUAUCCUUGCAGGGCCUAAGUUUGCUGAUUCCUUGGUGAUGGAAGCUGCUUCUGAAAACAGUGUAAACUGUCCUCUUGAAGCCAGUGAAAUCGAUAGUGCCAAUGAAGAACUAGAUCACCAGGAGAUAUUAAGCCAGACCAAUGAAAGUAUUGAUGUGUUACAUGUGGAUGAUGAUGCUAGUGAGCAGAGCUGGUCUCUUAAAUCCUUAUCAGAGUCCAGUAUAGCUUGUGUAACUAGUGACUUUGCAAUGCAGAAUGUUCUCCUGCAAAUGGGAUUACGACUACUGGCACCAGGAGGAAUGCAAAUUCGCCAGCUGCACAGGUGGAUAUUGAAAUGCCAUGCAUGCUAUACUGUGACUGCUGAAAUUGGGAGAAUUUUCUGUCCCAAGUGUGGAAAUGGUGGCACUUUGCGAAAGGUAGCUGUUACAGUUGGCGAGAACGGAAUCAUUUUGGCUGACCGUCGGCCACGGAUCACUUUGCGUGGUACAAAAUUUUCAUUGCCUUUACCGCAAGGUGGAAGGGACGCCAUCGCUAAGAAUCUUAUUCUGCGGGAAGAUCAACUCCCACAAAAAUUCCUUUACCCUAAGACAAAGAAGAAAACAAAUAAAGAGGGAGAUGAUUUCUUUGGGUCGGACAACAUCUUCAACCACCAUACCGAUAAAAGAGCUCCUUUCCAGCCGCCAGUAAGGAAGGCAUUAGCUGUUUUUAGUGGAAAGAGGAACCCCAAUGACAAUCACUACUCCCGUCCUAAGCAUUGAUAACAUUGCUCUCUCUUUCUUUAAUUUUAUAUUUAAUUUUUUAUUUCUCUUUUGAACGUCAUUCUAAUAUUGUGACAGCAAUCCAUAGCAUUUUCUGUAGUAUUAGCAGGUGGAUGUGAUAUUUGUGGUUUGCUCAUCAAUGAGCAGAAUUUUUGGUGUGGGUUUCUUAUGUUUUGUUCCACAUGCAUAAUGAAAAUUUAGUACAAGCAAAUUAUGCAUGCUCAUACUAAAUAAGAAACUUGAUCAUUCCUUAA
Messenger RNA from Manihot esculenta (cassava), 2241 nucleotides. RefSeq names its product RNA-binding NOB1-like protein. The record is from RefSeq and is a predicted model, not a curated record. Gene Ontology annotation, molecular function: RNA endonuclease activity. Gene Ontology annotation, biological process: ribosomal small subunit biogenesis; maturation of SSU-rRNA. Gene Ontology annotation, cellular component: preribosome, small subunit precursor. The transcript has 5 exons. NCBI's taxonomy places the organism in Eukaryota, Viridiplantae, Streptophyta, Magnoliopsida, Malpighiales, Euphorbiaceae. Bases 95 to 1987 code for a protein of 630 amino acids.